Molecule: messenger RNA, 4130 nt
Organism: Epinephelus fuscoguttatus (brown-marbled grouper)
Lineage: Eukaryota; Metazoa; Chordata; Actinopteri; Perciformes; Serranidae
Product: glucosamine-6-phosphate isomerase 2
Exons: 7
Coding region: 106-933 (275 amino acids)
Biological process (GO): N-acetylneuraminate catabolic process; N-acetylglucosamine catabolic process; carbohydrate metabolic process
Cellular component (GO): cytoplasm
Molecular function (GO): glucosamine-6-phosphate deaminase activity; identical protein binding
Source: RefSeq, a predicted model, not a curated record
CGGUGAAAUCACUUGACCGGUAGCUUGUCACGUGACAAAACAGCCGCCCAACCUCACAUGACUACUCGUCUGACAAACAGCGGAUUUUAACAGUAAAUCAAUACAAUGAGGCUUGUCAUUCUGGACGACUAUGACCUGGCCAGUGAGUGGGCAGCAAAAUACAUCCGCAAUAGAAUCAUCCAGUUCCGGCCCUCCGCUGACAGAUACUUCACUCUGGGUUUACCUACAGGGAGUACUCCCUAUGGCUGUUACCAGAAGUUGAUAGAAUACUACAGAAGUGGAGAUAUUUCAUUCAAAUAUGUGAAGACCUUCAACAUGGAUGAAUAUGUUGGUCUACCUCGUGCUCAUCCAGAGAGCUAUCAUUCCUACAUGUGGAACAACUUCUUCAAGCACAUCGACAUCGAUCCAGCCAAUGCUCACAUCCUGGAUGGAAACGCAGAGGACCUGGAGUCAGAGUGUCAGGCCUAUGAGCAGAAGAUCGCAGAGGCUGGAGGAAUUGAGCUGUUUGUAGGAGGUAUCGGCCCUGAUGGUCACAUAGCGUUCAAUGAGCCAGGUUCCAGCCUUGUCUCCAGAACCAGAGUGAAAACUCUGGCUAAGGAUACCAUUGUGGCCAACGCUCGUUUCUUUGGCAACGACCUCUCCAAGGUUCCCACCAUGGCUCUGACUGUGGGAGUCGGAACUGUCAUGGAUGCCAAAGAGGUGAUGAUUCUGAUCACAGGAGCACACAAAGCCUUUGCUCUGUAUAAAGCCAUAGAGGAGGGAGUGAACCACAUGUGGACUGUAUCAGCAUUCCAGCAGCACCCGCGCACCAUCUUUGUCUGCGAUGAAGACGCCACCCUGGAGCUACGGGUCAAAACAGUCAAAUACUUCAAAGGUUUAAUGCAUGUUCAUAAUAAACUGGUGGACCCAGUGCUCAGCAUUAAGGACCAGUGAAACAGAGAGGAUCACCAAGGAGGAGAGCUGAAGGGAAGACGGUCAACAUGACUGGACAGCCUUAUUACUCUGGUACUGUUCUCUGCCUGAGGACCGGACUGACUGUCCCAACCUGUGCAUAUUGUUCAUGCAUACACUUGAACUGUCUUUGGAUAAUGUUACAGUUAAUUAAUGAGAGGUCAAUGAUAUAAGGAGAUAUGCCCUCUGAGGUUCUUUGUUUAGCAUUUAAAGGGAUAGUGCCAGGUCACUUUUUCUAAUCACAGCUGCUGGUCUUCACUGUUGUUCAGUAUGCGAACUUUGGAGAUAAGAUUUAAAGUCAUGACAGUAAACAUAAAGUCAUUAUUUUGUUUGGUGUGUAAAGACUGUCUCUGCCCUCUGUGAAUGAAACAGUACAGUAUCUAUAUGAUACAUUUUCUUUGUUUUUCAUCAAUGAUUCAUCCCCCAGUUAGUGAUUGGACAGGAAGAAGCAGAAACUUUGUGUGUAUUGGACCCAAAUAUUUGAUUAUUUGGAUAUCUGUUCAUUGGUUUCAUUUUUCACUUUUGGGAUUCAAUUUUUUUUGUUUUCUUUUUGAGAAAUGACAAUAAAGAAACCAUAAAUACAUAUAAAAGUCAGUGUUUUCCAUACACUGACUUUUUUUUUUGAUUGUGGUGGUCCACCACAAUACCAGCAUGACCACCACAUGUUGAAUUUAUAUAUGUAUUUUUUACCUUAAAAUGGCCAGUGUUUUGAUUUCCUCAGCCCCUCUUUGGCUCGCUCUCUCUCUCUCUCUCUCUCUCUCUCUCUCUCUUUGGCUCUCUCUCUGUCUCUCUCUCUCUCUUUGGCUCUCUCUCUCUCUCUCUGUCUCUCUCUCUCUCUUUGGCUCGCUCUCUCUCUCUCUCUCUCUCUCUCUCUGGCUCUCUGGGGACAGUUGGUGAGAGUCUGCCUGGUCGCACACAGUGACAGGGCUAACUGUUAGCAUCACAUGGCUAAAGUUACCCAACGUUUGUUAACAAGGUAAACCACAGAGUCAAGUUGUUCCAGUGUCGGUGUGAGUUUGUUGGGACCAUUUAACAGCUCAGUGUCAAAUGUUAACCACUGCUACUAUGUUAGGUCAUGCUAACCAGGCAGUCGUUGAACUGACAUGGAGGAGAGUGCUCCGGAAAUGGUCCAUCAGUGCUGCUCCUCGCCAGUUUAACGCAAACACUAAAUCGUAUAAAUAUAAAUCUUGAAUUUGUUGGAUGCUGUUUCUUCACCUAGAGGAACCUACUGAUUAGUACAGAGGCUCAGUGAGCAAUUAUGGAACAAAAAUAGUUUGGAUUUUUAGAAGUGGGCUUGUAUGAGGUAUUUAUCAUAGUCAGUGUAUUACCAACAGUAGAUAGGAGAAGCAGGCAGGAGACCAACACGGAAGCUUGAUGUGAGUGGGGUUGGCAAUAAAUCAAGGAUUAGCCAUCUAAAAACGUCCUACUAAAAACAAUAACAAUUUAUGUGUACGCUGUAUUGAGAGUAUUUUCACUGCUUUGAUUUUCCGUCAGACAGCAAUUUCAGAUGGGAAAAUGAAGUUAUAUCGCUCUCUUCAAAGCCAGACUCCACUUAGAAAAAACAUUGAUUUAAUAUCGCAGAACACAGGAGCUGUUGGUCUACCGCUACCUCAAUUAGAUAGGGUUUUUUGUCUUAUUGUGUGACUUUGGUAUUUGGCACUCACUGAAGUCACACAGUAACACAAACUAACUAACUGAUAGAGGAAGCAGUAGACCAACAGCUCCUAUAUUGAGUGAACCAAAAUGACUGUUUAUGUCAAUGGAGUCUGAUGGCUUUGAAGAGAGAAUAGAUAUGGAACUGCAGCCGUUAUUGGCUUCCCUGUUGGAACAGGCUGUGUGACAGAAAAGAGGUGAAAACACUCUCAAUAUAGUGUGUAUUCAAACUGUUAAUAUGUUUUGCUGCUGACCCCUCCAGCACAGUACAUUACUUAGCUUCCAUUUCAGCACUCCUACCCGUUCUCCAAAACGAGUGCAUACUGACAGACAUCUACUGUUGCUUACACACUGACUAUGGGUAAGAACCUCAAACAACCCCACUUCAGAAAAUCUGAACUGUUGCUUUUGUAAAGUGUAUGCAUAUAUGUAUCCAAGGAAUGUGAACUGCAUGCCCCUUUCAGCAGCUCCGUGCUUCCCCUUUGCUGAUGGUCACACAGCCACAGUGCUCCACUGCAGGACACUAAACAAGUCAAACCUGAAUUUUACAUCAAACUUCAACAUUUUACAAAACCCUGUUUAACGUCACAAAAUCCCAACUCAAGGUCCACUUUUUAGCUUUGUCAGAGCUUUUCUUUAUCUACGAAUAAAGAUGCUUCAGUUGCACCACGUGACGUCAGUAUAAAGCUUCAAUCACAUGUCAGCAGUUGGAGGGUAUGGUUUGACAUGGCAACCUCUAUGUCUGUUCAAAGAUGCUCUCUGGUGUCCUCCUUGAUCUUUCUCUUGUCGUCCACUGACUCCUGCUCCAUGCCCUUUGACCUCUGCUUAGUGGAUGCUGUGAGUGAUUGUGGUCUGGUGUUCACAGACAGCUGAUAUCUGUUUGUAAUGUUCAUAUAGUCUCUAAAAUCAGAUUUCCAACAAAGCUAGUUAAGUGAUUUUUUGGUUGGGAUUAUUUUGUCACAUACUGAUGCCAGUGUAAAAACACCACAUUUGAUGUAGUUUUGUGCCGUUACUUGGUGUGCGAGCAUGAUUGCUAAGCAGCUGAGCGUCACGUUUUUUUCUCUUUUUUUAAUGUAUAUAUAUAUAUUUUUUUCGAAUGGGAAUCAAUGACUAUUGAUUGUUUCUCGGCACGAAGGGUCAGCAGCUCCUCUGCAACAGUGGUCUAGCCCACCUCUAGACUACUGUCCUGUGCAUGCAAAGUGAAUGUUGACAGUCAGUACUGUUGUAUAUCAGCCAAAGUGUAAAGUAGACCUUGAUGACAUUAUUCACCUCAGUGACUAUCUAAUGUAUCUCUUAACACUUCACUUUGGUCAGUAGCCUUAGCAGCAUUUUCCGCUGUAAUGAUGUCAUUCAUUUCCUUCUUAAGUGUUUGGUUAUCACAUUGUGUUCUUGGUUUUCUUUUAUUCUUAUAUCACUCCCAUUGUUCAUCAGGCUGUUACGGUUAGGACACUAGUCAGUGUUUGUGCUCACAUACUGUAGUUUUAAACUCCUUAUUUUCCAAUGACAAUAAAAAACUUUGCUAAGAA